AACACAUGAGCGGGGCCCGUAUUAGAGAGAGACGUUGCCAGCUAGGAAUGUUACCACUGGUGCGCAGAGUCAAAACGAGUGCGAUCCCCUCGCUUCGUGUGCUUCCACCCUGCUGUUCGCAGCUCGUUUCACAGCAAGCUCAACUGCCGCGCAAGGGCGCAGACUGCCGCAAACUCUACCCCUUCUCCACGCAUUGCCACGUACGCUGCGCAAAUUGCAAUGGCGGCAGGAAAGUUCGCCCUCGUGCUUCUGACGGUGGCGCUCGUCGCGUGCGGUUCCGCGGAGGCAGGCACUAGCCGGUUGUUGCUGCAGAGCAACUGUGUGCCUGGCAGCAGUAACCCCAACGCUUGCUACAACGCACCCGGAACUGCCUUCACCUGUUGCCCUGGAUCCUGCACCAACAACCCCGGGCCUACCCCUGCUUGCCUGAAUGCCGCCCCGACUGGAACGACCCCGGCACCUACUUCCCCCCCAGUGAACGUCACCCAGACCGGGGGCCCGCCUCUUCCCAAGCCCAACAGGACCCCCACUCUGACCUUCAUUGAGGUUGCCACCCCCGCUUCCACGACCACCUAUGGUGACAUCAACGCCCGGGGCGCCACAGUUUUCUACCGGAACAAGGUGCUCGACACGCUGGGUGGUUCCCAGAUCGGGUUCACGACGCAGAUCGUGCGUCAGAGCAUCGGCCCCAACGAGGUCCCCUUCGGGAACUUCGAGCAGGACACGCUCUACUACCUCGAGAUCGGCUCAAGCACCGUCUUCGCUGACGGGCUCUUCAGCCAGCAGACGUCGGCUACUCUGGCGAUCAUUGGCGGGACCGGUGACUUCAGUUUUGCGCAGGGCACGAUCGUGGUCGACAGGGCGGGCACCGACAGCGCCGGCAACGUGCUGUUCAAGGGCGCGCUUUACCUUCCCUAGACAGAAAAUACUGCAACUUUGACUGAUCUAGAAAAUUUUGUGGUUGAAUUUCGAGCUUUUUGGCAGCUAAGGUUGCUCACGCAAGUGAUCAUUGAACGUGUAACCUCGCUUCCGACUCGUAAAUAAGCCGGGAUGAGUACAACUUGACAUUCAAAUCACAACUUUGUCGGGAGGUAGUUUGUUCGCACUGAGCAAUUGAUCCAACAAAAAUUUGGGUCCUACACG
Klebsormidium nitens is the source of this 1143-nucleotide messenger RNA. The record is from the annotation of a GenBank genome assembly. Lineage: Eukaryota; Viridiplantae; Streptophyta; Klebsormidiophyceae; Klebsormidiales; Klebsormidiaceae.